CACCAAGAUGGUGGAUACCCACACAAGUUGUGUUGUUAACUUGUGGUGUUUUCUAUUCUUCAGUUUUAACUUCUCCAAUUCACAAUUUCUCAUGAUGUCAAAACUUAUGUUCAGUUACAUGAACUCACCAACAAUAUUCAUCACAGGUUGUAGUUGUAAGAACAUAAACGCCCAGAGUUUAUCUUGGCAUUCACCUAGAUUAGGUUGGUAUGCUCAUGUCUCAAGCAUAUGCCUCAUCACAUUGCAUGCGAAUGCGAUAUUUAAAAUCCUCCGUCAACUAACAGGAUAACGCUACGACAUAACUAUUUUGAAUGUUUGCAUACCUCGCGGCCUUAUACUACCAGACAUAUACACACAAACACAAUUAUCGAAUAUGCAUUGGGCAGCUCUUUUGAUAUAACCACAUUUUGACGAAGUCUAGAUUCAGCACUAUCUUGGUUGUUCCAACAUAACCCCAGCAUCAUCACUCGCUAUCAUCAUCACCAUCAUCAUCCAUCACGCAACCAGUCCACCCAUGCCACAAAGCCGGAUAUAAAUAGAACAAAAGGAUUUAUUUCCACUGCUCCAACCAACCACACUCGUGAUCGUACCUAGCGAGGCGCUACUUAGUCAUUCAUCGUAUAGGGAACUAAGAAACGUCUAGGUUGGGUACCUAUAGUAUUAGUACCUAUCUAGAUUCUAGAUACCUAAGUCAUAAGCAUGGCUAACAAUGAAGCUUUUUGCCUUUUCGUUAUCUGCGGCUCUGAAAUCCCAACGAAACGAAUCUACCCCUCAUUUAUCUAACCAUCCCCCCCCUUUCUCUAACAGUUAAGGAAAAGAAUAUCCCGCAGUACUCACUCACCAAGUGGGACUGUCCACGCCAUCCUCCUUCGGCACACCAUCCCGCGGUGGAGGAGGACCGUGGUACCGGAAGGGAAC
Messenger RNA from Hypoxylon fragiforme, 918 nucleotides. RefSeq lists its product as uncharacterized. The record is from RefSeq and is a predicted model, not a curated record. The coding region runs from base 8 to 289 and encodes 93 amino acids. The transcript has a single exon. Lineage: Eukaryota; Fungi; Ascomycota; Sordariomycetes; Xylariales; Hypoxylaceae.